This is a messenger RNA of Seminavis robusta, 834 nucleotides long. The record is from the annotation of a GenBank genome assembly. NCBI's taxonomy places the organism in Eukaryota, Bacillariophyta, Bacillariophyceae, Naviculales, Naviculaceae.
CGAUCUUCAAGAUUCCGAUGCAUCCAUUCAAAGAAAAGGAACCUGGUCGAUCAGAAGUUUGCGAAGGACGAGCCACAACAAAGCAUUCUGAGAAGCUGGCGAGCAUCGAGCGGACAGCGGACCUGCUAGCCUGCAUAAACCGAGGCAUACCUCAAUCUUCAUCGAUCUGGAAUACUACUAGUAGAAAAUGUUUGGUUCUGCUGGGCAAGAUGGAACUGAAGACUGGAAUCAUUUCCAGAGAAAGUACGGGCAACAAGGAAAGGCAACCAAGCACCUGAGCCAUCUCAUGUCUGGAAGCAACCACAACACCAAGAAGCAAGCAUUUGUGCCAGUUGAUUCCCAAACCAACAAGAAUGGUGGAAUUCUGAAGACUCUGGCCAGCUCUUCAGUGCUGCUGGUGCAAGCAGCUUCCGGAAGUGGCAAAAGCAACAAACUCACCAAACCCGGAACCAGCAAAGCCCAUUUCAUUAAGGGCUCAGAUCUCAGCGAAAGCAGUGGAGGACAACGGAAGAGACUUCACGAGGAUCGAAGAAGAAGCAGCAGGUAGCAAGGCAGGAAGUUUGUCCGCGUGGAAUUGGCAAUACUGGACUGUGGAGGGGGCUUGAAGCACCUCCACGGCAAGUGUCUCCACAUUUGAACCUAUUAAUAGAAUACCUAGCUUCGUUUCUGCCCGAUACUAAGGCGCAAAUUGCACAACCAGGAAGCUAAAUAACAAAAUGCAUAUAUCUAACUUUUGGAUGAAAAGCAACCAGUACCGUACGUAUGCAUGUCGCCAUUGAAAGCACCGCAUGCCAUCUGAGAGAAUUCUCAAAGUGACAAUAAAUUAGGAUUAGG